AAUGAACUAAUUUGCCAAUUACUUAGAAUAUUACACUCAAAGAGACCUCCCAUUCAAUUAAAGAUCUCCAAAAGCCAAAGAUGUAAAAAAAGAAUGGAAUUUCAGUCCAUAAUUUAGUCCUCAUCGAUCUAGAUACAACAUGAAUGAUAUAUAAUUAGAUAAUGAACCUUAAAGUUAAAGACUUACAAUUAAUAGCAAAAUCAAAUAUAGAAAUAAAUUAGAGGAUAAAGAGAAUUUAAUAAAUCGAUAAAAUGUUGUUUUAAACUAGUAGAUGAAAAAAUGUCAAAAAUUAAUGAGUCCUCGAAAAGAAAAGAAGAAUUCAAUAGAUAAUUCAUAUUUAUUACCAAUAGAUUAAAUCUUAACUAUUAGUAUAUAAUCAUCUACAGAUGAGAAUAUUGUGUAGAUAGAUUCUGUCAAAAAAUAGUCUGAUAAUUCAAUAGAUAAUUAUUAAGUUCAAUAAUUCGAAAAUGAUACUUAUUUCAAUGAAAGUGUGCUUAAAUCAUUUAAAAAGAUUAAAAUUUAAGAUGAUUAUUCAAGAGUAAGUUUUAUAAUUAUGAAUUUCUAAGGAUUACAAUAAACAAUUAAAAUUAGAGGAUGAUUUCGAAUAAAUUAAUAGUUUUAGAUAACAUAUCCAUACACCAAGAUAAUAAUAGAUGAAGAACAUUAGUUUUGUAAUGUAUAAGAAAUAAGUGGAGGGAAGAUUUUGA
Paramecium pentaurelia is the source of this 707-nucleotide messenger RNA. The record is from the annotation of a GenBank genome assembly. NCBI's taxonomy places the organism in Eukaryota, Ciliophora, Oligohymenophorea, Peniculida, Parameciidae.